CCGCUCCCGGCGUGGGGGGGAUGGUUUGCGCGUCCCCUGGGCGGCUGAGGGGACGAUCGCCGGCCCAGCGCUGUCCGUCGCCCCCUCGCGCCUCGUUAACGGUCCCUGGGGCUUGAAAUACCCUCCAGAGGGAGCGCGGAUAAAGUGUUGCGAAGGCAGCAGAAGCAGCAGGAUAUCUUGGAAGGGUGCAUGUCCCCUCUUGUGCUGUCCCCUUAUUCUGGCUGGGUCCUAGACAGAGUGAUUGAGCAGUCAGCCCCAGAAACCGAAUCCUCCCGAAGUUCAUCACCUACAGAAUCCAGCGCUCUCCCUAACCGGUCACCCUCUCUGGAGAAGCUCAGCUCUGCCAGCCGCCACGGCUCUCCUCCACCUUCAUCUACAGAGCCAAGUGAAACAAAGGGAAAUGAUGACCUUAGUCUGCUGGAAAUGGAUCAAGAAGUCUUUCCAGCAGUCCUGCCAUCUAAAGUUACACAAGUUGAAGGCUGCAUUCAGCUGUAUGAGAAGAUCCACAAGUUGAAAGGAAAGAAGGGGCUGAGGCAACGGCAGGAGCAGCAAGAGCAAAUGGUGAGGGCAGUGCACGACCUGGCAAACGAACAACUGAAGCGCUUUGAUGAGCUGAAGGAGCUAAAGCAGCAUCAGGAAUUCCAAGAUUUGCAGGAAGUAAUGGAGAAGAGCUCGAAGGAGGCUCAGGGACAGCAAGAAAAGCUGAAGGAAGAACACAGACACAGAGCAAAGAUAUUAAACCUCAAGCUACGUGAGGCAGAGCAGCAGAGGCAGCGUCAGGAAGAGCUGGAGCGGCUGCGUAAGGAAGAGGGCCAGGAACGACUGCGUCGCCUUUAUUCCAUCCAGGAGGAAGUGCUGCAGCUUAACCAGCAGAUUGAUCCCAAUUAUAGGCACAAAGACUUGCCAAGAAUCGAUCUCUCUGCGUACAGUAAUCGUGGCAAUCAGAUCUGUGGGCUGGUGUCAGGACUCAUCCGCACCACAAGUGAGAGAGGUUUCCCUACUCCAGCAGAUGUGGCCAAUACUGAACGAGCACUGCAGGAGAUGCGAGGGUUGAUAUCCAGCAUGCAGCAAGAAAUCGCUGCAGCUGUGGAAGAAAAAAGGAGAGAUGAAGAGCAAGAGAGACAAAAGCAGGAAGAGUUACUGAAAAAAGAGCAAGUGAAGGCUCAGACUCCUGCCCCUGCACAGCAGUCAGAGGGAAAGCAGCAGAAGGAAGGACUUCAAGUUAAGGCAGAAGAAAGCACCAUGCAGUGGUACCAGCAGCUUCAGGAUGCUGCUGAACAGUGUGUUGCUUCUUUCAGUGAAAUCAGCAACUGCAAAGACAACAAGGAGGUUAAGAAGAUAAAAACAGACUUGCAGAAAGCAGCUACGAUCCCUGUGAGCCAGAUCUCCAGCAUAGCAGGCUCUCAGCUGAGAGAGAUAUUUGACAAGAUCAAUAACCUGCUCUCUGGGAAGUCUGUACAGAGUGGAGGCCGAACAGUGUCAGUGACUCAGCAUCCACAGGGACUGGAGUUUGUUUAUUACAAACUGGCAGAGAAAUUUGUGAAUCAAGGAGAAGAAGAAGUAGCUUCUCAUCGUGAUGCAGCUUUCCCAAUUGCUGUGGUGGCCUCAGGAAUCUGGGAAAUACACCCUCGAGUUGGAGACCUGUUUUUAGCUCAUCUGCACAAAAAGUGCCCCUAUGCUGUGCCAUUUUACCCUGCAUUGAAAGAAGGGACUUCCAUGGAAGAGUAUCAGAGGAUGCUUGGAUACCAAGUUAAGGAUUCCAAGAUGGAAGAGCAAGAUCAUUUUCUUAAACGGAUGUCGGGGCUGAUUCGUCUUUAUGCUGCGAUCAUCCAGCUGCGGUGGCCUUAUGGGAACAAACAGGGGACACACCCUCACGGGCUGAACUAUGGCUGGCGUUGGCUUGCUCAGAUGUUGAAUAUGGAGCCUCUGGCAGAUGUGACAGCUACGCUGCUUUUUGAUUUUCUUGAGGUGUGUGGCAACGCUCUCAUGAAACAGUAUCAGGUUCAGUUCUGGAAAAUGAUGGUCUUUAUCCGAGAAGACUAUUUCCCAAGAAUUGAAGCAAUUACCAGCUCAGGACAGAUGGGCUCUUUAAUACGCUUCAAGCAAUUCCUGGAGGAAUGUCUACAGCAGAAGGAAAUUCCAUUACCAAAGGGUGCUCUGCAGUCUUCCUUUUGGAAGUCAUAAAUCAGUUGAUAUUUCUUUCCCCUGGCUGUCAGUGCUUUCAGACCUGGCUUCCUGUUUACAUGUAAAGUCAAAAUAAAUCUAUUUUGUAUACAGAGGAACAAGGAGAAGAUAUUCCAUCGACCUGAUAAUGUUUAAUUCAUCGAGAUUUAUGUUGGGAAGUAUGAGCUCCUGUUGAAUUUGCUGCUAAUAAUUGGAAGGUUUUCUUUGCUCUGGAUUUUUAUAAGUUUUUGUAUAGUAAAUUAUGGUGCAUUGAAGACUUUUCCUUCAUGUGUUGCAACCUGCAGAAGGUAUUUUUCAUACGGUAUCCUGAUGACCUUCAGAGAUUAAAGACUCUUGGAUUGAAAGUUUGCACAAUACUGUUCUGUCCAUGGAAGUGAAAAUACCUCGCAGCUGUAUGGAGUCUUAACAAUCAGCCUCAGAAGCCUUCCACUGGAACUUUUUGGUAUUUAUUCUCUCCGUCUUUUAUAACUCAGUUCAAUUUUAAUUAUGCUGAUGUACUUCCAUCCUGUUUGUCUCAUCAACAUCUUAAAACUACAGUGAAGUUGGUCAAGACAUUUGGCCCAGCAGCGUUGACACCUCUGUUGAAUGCAACUUUGCUCCAAGAGACUGUACCCUCGAUUUAAGAGAGAUAAGCUGAUAGCUUUAAAAGGCAUUCAUGGAUGAUAGGAACUUCAUGAGGGAAAAGCAGAGUUCCUGAAACCACCAUAAUUCUGUAUCUGUUAUCCAUGAGAUGGAUGGAAGCUGAUAAUUCAUUUUCUUAUUAAAGGAAAAAAAAAGUGGCAGAAUGGUGCAUUCCCUUGAGCACUUUUGCUGAUGUCCUGCCAUCGUUUUAGGGGGAAAUGAUGUGUUUGGGUUUAUUAAAGUGUUUUUUAUAAGGGUUCCUUUUAUGUAAGUGGCUUUUUUUUCUUGCCAAUGUUAUUUUAUGUAUCAAGUACUGUAAUACUUUUGUACCAAUGGUGGAUUAUUCUGAGAAUAGUUCA
This is a messenger RNA of Colius striatus (speckled mousebird), 3164 nucleotides long. RefSeq names its product GLE1 RNA export mediator (gene GLE1). The transcript is spliced from 16 exons. The record is from RefSeq and is a predicted model, not a curated record. Gene Ontology annotation, biological process: regulation of translational termination; regulation of translational initiation; poly(A)+ mRNA export from nucleus. Gene Ontology annotation, cellular component: cytoplasm; nuclear pore cytoplasmic filaments; nuclear pore. Lineage: Eukaryota; Metazoa; Chordata; Aves; Coliiformes; Coliidae. Bases 190 to 2184 code for a protein of 664 amino acids. Gene Ontology annotation, molecular function: phospholipid binding; translation initiation factor binding; inositol hexakisphosphate binding.